This is a messenger RNA of Microbotryum saponariae, 1051 nucleotides long. NCBI's taxonomy places the organism in Eukaryota, Fungi, Basidiomycota, Microbotryomycetes, Microbotryales, Microbotryaceae. The record is from the annotation of a GenBank genome assembly.
AUGCCUCCUGUCAAUUUGGCCAGCUUAGGCCAUCAGGUUCGUCGCUUCGGUGCUCUUCACUUACGUAACUGUUCGGGCAACUCGAGCUUCGACGCUUGACCAUUCCACAUCUUACUGACGUCAUAACAGCACCCCAUAGACACUGUUCCGCGCACCCCAUCAUCCCUGGCCAGGGUUCGUCGGGGUCGAUGACCAAGUCCGCGGUGGAGUAUCGACAUCCAGCUUUACCAUUGAGAAGCCACCCCAUACUCACACGAUCGGCGUCUUCAGUGGUCACCUUGGUGAGCUACUCCCAAUCCGAUCCUCGCCGCUGCCGUUGCUGACGGCGAUCGUGCGAUUGGGUGCAUUCCCCCCCUCUCUUCCCGGACCCCCGAACUGUCACCCGGCAGAUAUCAAGACCUUAGGAGGUGCGGGUUUCGCAUCCCAGUCAGCCGUCUUUCGCAAAACGAAGCCCCUCUCGCUCCCCCGUUCAUCCUACUCCGGUCUACUCCUGACGAUUCUGAGACCCUCCAACGAGGUCUCGGUGACGACCACCCCCAUCACGACCAAGAAGCCAUCUAAACCGACCUCGUUUGUUCUGACCUUGAAAUCCUCACCACCGGUCACUCGACCUGAUGGAAGGAUGGAAGCGGGUAUCUCGUACGAGUAUGCGUUCAAGACGGAUGAUUUCGACGGCAAGGAGAAGCAGAUUCAAAUGGAGUGGGAUGGGUUCAUCGCGACGUAUCGAGGUAGAGCGGACAAGAACUUCGCCAAAUUGGAUCCGAACAAGUUGUACGAGUAAGUUCUAUCACUUUUACGGUCCUAACUUCCAUGUUUGUCACGGCUGACUCUUCCUGCCCCUUGCUUCAGACUGAGCUUCAUGUGCCGUUCCAACUUUGGGGAACAAGCCGGUGAUUUCGAACUCAAGAUCCUCGAACUGGCCGCACUGAGGAACAAGUAUGACAAGCGUAAAUCUCGAGGGUGUUUCGAUUGGGCCAAAAAACUGGUCACGAGGCGUUAUGAGGCCGUCGCGGGUUGGUACAAACGUGAUCAAGGCGUGAGGUUGGUGUAA